AUUUUCAUGUCAAAGGUUGGAAAUUAUCACUCAAUGCCAGAUGUUUGGGGAAAAUUCCUCCACAGACUUGAAUUUUCACACACACUACCGCUGUUGGCCUUAAAUGGAUUAGUUGCAAUCCUUGAAUUUUCCGUUUGAAUAUUUGUUUUGAAAAAAUAAAAUAGAAGACGUCUGACAUCGUCAUGGUCAUAUCAGUGGUGGAGCGCUACGAAUUUAUUGUUCGCAUCAUACGUCUCUCCUCGAAAUACUGUGGCUGUGAUGUCCUGAAUCCGGAGUGGCAAAUGAAUUUACUCACCUGGACGGUCAUAACGUUCAUCAAUAUGUUUUUCAUAUUGACGGGCUAUACGGUAUAUGUGAGCAUCUAUGUGGAGGGGGAAUGGUCGCACAGUCUGCAGGCCCUGGCCAUGGUGGGCAGUGGGGUGCAUGGCUAUGCCAAACUCUUGAAUGCCAUUAGGAAUAAGGCCUAUUUUCGUUUUUUGGUCGACGAACUGCACACGAUCUACAAGGAAUACAACGAAAAGAAACAUUCCGAUUAUCGUGCCUAUUUACACAAGACCAUGAAUCGAACCGUUGUUGGCCUCAAAUCGAUGGGCAUCGAUUAUGCCAUUGUCGUUUGUAGCCUGAUCACAGUGGUGCCGUUCUAUCGUUUCUUCUUCAAUCAACGCGUAUUUUAUUGCCUGGGCUGGAUCCGAAGUAUCCUGUUCGGUGGAUUUUGUAACUUCGCCGCCGAUUUGUGUUUCGUUUUGCUGGUCUUUCAUGUGCCGCAGUACAAGGAUAUUUUGUCGUGUAAAUUUCAGGAAAUCAAUGAGGCUCUGGAGCUGGAUGAAAUGGAGAGGAGUGGUGAACUGUUGCGGGACAUAUUCGAGUGGCAUCAGCGCUAUAUGAAAUUCAUUUCGAUCGUCAAGGAGAAUUACUUUUGGAAUGAUGGCUUCAUCGAUUCCUGUUAUACGGAAAUAAUUUGGUAUAAACUCUCGAAUGGUGAUAGGAAAAUGUUACAAUUUAUGUUGGCUAUGACCCAGAACACAUCGGGUCUGACCAUAGGUGCUGUUGUACCGCUGACAAUGAACACGGGUUGGCAGCUGACUAAAGCCAUUUACACCAUGACAAUGAUGUUGGUCAAUUUUCUGGAAUGAGGCAUGACAAGGGAUGUGGAGAAGAAGAGGGAACGAUGGCAGAUCAUUUUAUAACACCAGUUAUUUAUUAUUGUUUUAUUUGACAUUUUUUUGUAAUGUUUUAAAAGCACAAAUGUUUAGUUACUGUUAAAAAUUUUGAA
Molecule: messenger RNA, 1273 nt
Organism: Musca domestica (house fly)
Lineage: Eukaryota; Metazoa; Arthropoda; Insecta; Diptera; Muscidae
Product: odorant receptor 67d-like
Exons: 5
Coding region: 183-1133 (316 amino acids)
Source: RefSeq, a predicted model, not a curated record